Colletotrichum spaethianum is the source of this 2196-nucleotide messenger RNA. Its product is annotated as catalase-1. The coding region runs from base 1 to 2196 and encodes 731 amino acids. The transcript has 4 exons. The record is from RefSeq and is a predicted model, not a curated record. NCBI's taxonomy places the organism in Eukaryota, Fungi, Ascomycota, Sordariomycetes, Glomerellales, Glomerellaceae. Gene Ontology annotation, biological process: response to oxidative stress; hydrogen peroxide catabolic process. Gene Ontology annotation, molecular function: heme binding; catalase activity. Gene Ontology annotation, cellular component: cytosol.
AUGGCAAGCAUUGUUCCUGAUACCCUAAAGAAAGCCGGAAACGUAGUCAUGGGCCAAUCAAACAAGAAGAACGCUCAGCUCGCUGAGAACAUGGUUGAGCCUAACUCCAAGGCUCCCAUGACCACCGACUUUGGAGUCAAGAUCGAGAACACAGACGACUGGUUGAGAGUCACCAACAACGACCAGAUUGGUCCCACGCUUCUCGAAGAUCAAAUCGGGAGAGAAAAGAUUCACCGCUUCGACCACGAGAGAAUCCCCGAGCGAGUUGUCCACGCCAGAGGUGCUGGUGCCUUUGGUACAUUCAGACUCUUCGAGAGUGCUGCAGACGUGAGCAACGCCGGCAUUUUGACCGACACUUCGCGCGAGACUCCUCUGUUCCUCCGCUUUUCCACUGUCCUCGGUAGCAGAGGUAGUGCCGACACUGUCCGCGAUGUUCGCGGGUUUGCUGUCAAGUUCUACACGGAGGAGGGCAACUGGGAUCUUGUCGGGAACAACAUUCCCGUCUUCUUCAUCCAGGACGCCAUAAAGUUCCCCGAUGUUAUCCAUGCAGGCAAGCCUGAACCUCAACUCGAGUUUCCCCAGGCCCAAAGUGCUCACGACAACUUCUGGGACUUCCAGUACCUGCACACUGAGGCCACUCACAUGUUCUGCUGGGCCAUGUCUGACCGCACCAUUCCUCGUUCCUACAGAAUGAUGCAAGGUUUUGGAGUCAACACGUACACCCUGACUAACGACAAGGGCGAGCGCCACUUUGUCAAGUUCCAUUUCACUCCCACACUUGGCGUUCACUCGCUCGUACCCGACUUCCACCGCAAGGAUCUGGCAGAGGCCAUUGAGAACGGCGCCUACCCCAAGUGGAAGUUCGGUAUCCAGGUUCUCCCUGAGUCUAAGGAGCAUGACUUUGACUUCGACAUCCUUGACGCCACAAAGGUGUGGCCUGAGGAGCUGAUCCCCAUCCGCUACGUCGGAGAGAUGGAGCUUAACAAGAACCCCGACGAAUACUUCACCCAAACCGAGCAGGUCGCCUUCUGCACCAGCCACGUCGUUCCCGGCAUUGGCUUCUCCGACGACCCUCUCCUUCAAGGCCGCAACUUUUCUUACUUUGAUACCCAAAUUACUCGUCUAGGCAUCAACUGGCAGGAGCUUCCUAUCAACAAGCCCGUGUGCCCUGUCAUGAACUUCAAUAGAGAUGGCCAGCACCGUCAAACUAUUUCCAAGGGCAACGUCAACUACUGGCCCAACCGUCACGAGGCUGUCCCCCCCGCCAACCACUCCAAGGUCUCUGGUGCCUACGUUGACUUCGCCCAGAAGGUGGAGGGUAUUAAGCAGCGCACCAAGAGCGCCAAGUUCAAGGAGCACUUCAGCCAGGCCCAGCUCUUUUUCAACAGUCUGUCUCCCAUUGAGAAGAUGCACGCUACGAACGCUUUUGCAUUCGAGCUGGACCACUGCGAGGAUCCCAUUGUGUACGAGCGCAUGUCUCAGCGUCUUGCUGACAUUGACCUUGGCUUGGCCCAGUCUGUUGCUGAGAUGGUUGGUGGCACCAAGCCCGAGAAGGCUGGCCGCGCCAACCACGGAAACACGGCUAAGGGUCUCAGCCAGUUGGAGUUCCUGCCCGAGACGCCCACCAUUAUGUCCCGCCGUGUUGCCAUCAUCAUUGCUGACGGUUUCGACCCUGUUGCCUUCGGCGCCGCCAAGGCUGCUAUCGCGGCUUCAAUGGCCAUUCCUAUGGUGAUUGGUACCCGUCGCUCGGAGAUCUUCCCCGCAGGAGUUUCCAAGACAGCUGGUAAGGGUGUCAUGCCCGCUCACCACCUCGAGGGCUUCAGGUCCACCAUGGUUGAUGCCAUCUUCGUCCCCGGUGGCGAGGAAUCUAUCAAGACCUUAACCAAGAAUGGCAGAGCCGUGCACUGGGUCCGCGAGGCGUUUGGUCACCUCAAGGCCAUCGCUGCCACUGGCGAGGCUGUUGAAUUUAUCCGCACUGCUGUCACUCUGCCUGAGGUCACUCUGUCCAACGACAGCAACGUUGAGUCAAGUUACGGUGUCGUCACGAUGAAGUCGUUUGCGCCGGAGAGCCUGAAGGAGACUGUCGAGAUCGUCAAGAACGGCAAGGGAUUCUUGGAGCAGUUCUUCUACACCAUCGCUCAGCACCGCGUGUGGGCUCGUGAGCUGGACGGUCUUAGCACCCAGCUGGCGUACUAA